UCACCUAAGUUCUCGAACGCUUGCCACUGUUGCCAAGAAAUAUGUAUUCUCACAUCAAUUCGUUGGAGAACCUAAACCAACGGAUCUCAUUAUUGUCGAGGAAGUUUUGCCGGCUCUCAAAGAUGGAGAGAUUCUGAUCGAAGCUGAAUACCUCUCCUUGGAUCCUUACAUGCGUGCUUAUGCUCCAUGGUUAAAAACAGGAUCUACGAUGAUAGGCGCUCAAGUUGGUAAAAUCCUCGAGUCGAAACACCCUAAAUACCCAGUGGAUAGGAAAAUUCAUGGUUAUUUCGGUUGGAGAACUCACACGGUCGUCAAUCCAGAUGAGUCAGCGAGCAAAGAACAAAUCAUGAAGGACAAGCCUUAUUUAUUGCCAGACUUUGGACAUUUACCGUCGUCGUUGGCUGUCGGAAUGCUGGGAAUGCCAGGAAACACGGCGUAUUUCGGAUUUAUGGACAUAUGCAAACCGCAAGAAGGUGAGACAGCUGUAGUUAGUACGGCAGCUGGAGCUGUAGGAAUGCACGUUGGACAGCUUGCGAAAAUUCACGGCUUGCAGGUGAUCGGUAUCACUGGUUCUGAUGCCAAGUGUAAAUGGGUGGUCGAUGAUUUGGGCUUUGAUCAUGCUAUUAAUUACAAAACUCAAGAUGUCAGUGCAGCUUUGAAAGAGGCUGCGCCUAAAGGAUUCGAUUGUUACUUUGACAAUGUUGGAGGUAAUAUCUCGACUUCAGUCAUUUAUCAGAUGAAACUCGGUGGUAGAAUUGCCGUUUGUGGUAGUACUUCGUCAUACAAUAGUCCAUCAUUGCCUAAAACCAGUAUCCUGCAACCUGCCAUAGUCUUUAAACAAUUGAGAAUGGAAGGAUUCGUGGUAACUCGUUAUGGGGAUCGUUGGUUCGAAGGUAUCGAAAAAAAUAUGGGCUGGAUCAAAGAAGGCAAAUUGAAAUACAGAGAAACCGUUACGCAUGGUUUUGAAAAUAUGUAUAAUGCUUUUUUGGGUUUGCUGAGAGGCGAAAAUAUUGGAAAAGCUGUUGUUAAAGCAUGAAAGUACAAA
Phymastichus coffea is the source of this 1045-nucleotide messenger RNA. RefSeq names its product prostaglandin reductase 1-like. Gene Ontology annotation, biological process: prostaglandin metabolic process. Lineage: Eukaryota; Metazoa; Arthropoda; Insecta; Hymenoptera; Eulophidae. Gene Ontology annotation, molecular function: 2-alkenal reductase [NAD(P)H] activity; 15-oxoprostaglandin 13-reductase [NAD(P)+] activity. Gene Ontology annotation, cellular component: cytoplasm. Bases 170 to 1036 code for a protein of 288 amino acids. The record is from RefSeq and is a predicted model, not a curated record. The transcript is spliced from 4 exons.